Molecule: messenger RNA, 1147 nt
Organism: Boeremia exigua
Lineage: Eukaryota; Fungi; Ascomycota; Dothideomycetes; Pleosporales; Didymellaceae
Exons: 10
Coding region: 20-952 (310 amino acids)
Molecular function (GO): metallopeptidase activity
Source: RefSeq, a predicted model, not a curated record
GACGUUUUGAAAAGAUACAAUGGUUAACGCAACAACAUGGGCAUAUCUUCUGGCGAGCACCGCUCUGGCCUCAGCAUUUGUGGUGAACAACAGAGACAUUGCCUCGUCCAGUAAUGGCAUCUCCGUGUGCGGGACGGCCAGCAACACAUCGACAUUGGUCCAGCCGUCAGCCGUACAACGCCGCACCAAGAUCACCCUUAGACAGAGUGAGACUGGCAACUCGACCGAAUUGCUGCCGAUCGACGUUUACAUGCAGAUAUUGAGCGCUGAUGGGACCGAAGAAGGCGGAGACAUCAGUGAUACAACCAUUGAGGCCCAAUUACGUAUUCUAGAUGACGCUUUCCGCCCUGUCGGUUUCCGCUUUGCUCUGAAGGAAACAAUCCGCACAGUCAAUGCCGAGUGGUACUACAACCUUAAAAUUGCAACCCCUUAUGAGAAUCAAGUCUCUUUGGCUCUUCGUAAGGGAGGAAAUGAUACACUCAACAUAUACAUGAUGGGCGGCCUCGGAACGUCUACCCAAGCAUGGGCGUCCUUGCCGAGUGAUCUGCAAUGGCGACCUCUCUACGAUGGAGUGUUUCAGAAUGGUACAGUGUUUCUUGGGGGUAGCGACCCAAAUUUUAGGCAGGGAGGUACACUUAUACAUGAAGUUGGACACUGGUUUGGCCUGUACCACACUUUCGCUAACGGCUGUGAGAAGAGCUACGACUACGUCGCGGAUACUCCCAUUGAAGACCAACCAUUGGGGCUUGGAGGUUGCGAAAUUGGCAGGGAUUCCUGUCCUGAUCAGCCUGGAUUAGAUUCUAUUCACAACUACAUGUCGUAUUCAGACGAUGAAUGUCGUAACUCUUGGACUCCGGGACAAAUCCAAAGGAUGCGAGAGCAAAUGGCAAAGUUCCGAGGCGUUGUUCACCCGAGUAUCGAUGUUGACGACAUACCUGAGGACACUUUGUAAAACGAGAGAUCAUGCCGGGGCAUUGAAGUUGAAGUACUGUUAAUGGCCGACUGAUCAAACGAGCACAAGUGUCUACAGGGGCUGGUUCAUGUUAUGGGGGUACAAGAAGCGGCAGUCAGAGAAGUGCAAACUCACAAGCAGCUGCUGCAUGAACAAGAAAGAUGUGGAACCGCUCCCAAUCUCGACUAACUCAAU